Messenger RNA from Populus euphratica (Euphrates poplar), 2021 nucleotides. Its product is annotated as probable serine/threonine-protein kinase At4g35230. Lineage: Eukaryota; Viridiplantae; Streptophyta; Magnoliopsida; Malpighiales; Salicaceae. Gene Ontology annotation, molecular function: protein binding; ATP binding; protein kinase activity. The coding region runs from base 203 to 1801 and encodes 532 amino acids. The transcript has 9 exons. Gene Ontology annotation, biological process: brassinosteroid mediated signaling pathway; protein phosphorylation. The record is from RefSeq and is a predicted model, not a curated record.
AAAAAACACAUUAAUCACAUUACCAAAAAGCCCCUAAAGCUGGUGCUGCUGCAUCUGCUCUUCUGCUUCACUAUCUCUCCCUCCCUCUCCCUCUCCCUCUCACUCUCUGUCACUUCCCACACGAGUGCAUAGCCAGGCAGUCGCUGUUUCCAUUCUUUUCCUGUUCUUUUUAUGGUAUCGAGUUAACUGGGGCUGAGCUAUUAUGGGUUGUUGCCAAUCUUCUUUUUUAAAACCACGGUUCUCCGAUGAUAAUAAAAACAAUCGACGAGAGCAAGAACAACUUCGGGAAAAUCAACAGCAGCAGCAACAUGUCCGAACUAAACAUUCUCCACAGCCAACAAACGGAACGGAAAAAAGCGGUGUUCUAGGUGGAGGUGGAGGUGGUGGCGUGCCGUCUUUCACGGAGUUCUCGUUUGCUGACCUACAAGCUGCAACAAACAACUUUAGUCCCGAGUUUAUCGUGUCUGAAAGCGGUGAAAAAGCGUCCAAUGUUGUUUAUAAAGGACGGUUACAAAAUCAGAAUAACAGCAAUAACAUAAGUUGGAUCGCUGUCAAGAAGUUUACCAAACUGGCCUGGCCUGAUCCUAAACAGUUCGCUGACGAGGCGUGGGGUGUUGGGAAAUUGAGGCACAAAAGGUUAGCAAAUUUGAUUGGUUAUUGUUGUGAUGGAGAUGAGAGGCUGUUGGUGGCUGAAUACAUGCCAAACGAUACCCUUUCAAAGCAUCUGUUUCACUGGGAAAAUCAAACUAUUGAGUGGGCCAUGCGUUUGAGAGUUGCACUUUAUAUUACUGAAGCCUUAGAUUAUUGUAGUUCUGAAGGUCGUCCACUGUAUCAUGACUUGAACGCUUACAGGGUUCUUUUUGAUGAGAAUGGAGAUCCCCGGCUUUCAUGUUUUGGAUUGAUGAAGAAUAGUAUGGAUGGAAAGAGUUACAGCACAAAUCUUGCUUAUACACCUCCUGAGUACCUAAGAAAUGGAAGGGUCACCCCAGAAAGUGUCAUCUUCAGCUUUGGGACUGUCCUUUUGGAUCUUCUUAGCGGAAAGCACAUCCCUCCUAGUCAUGCUCUUGAUAUGAUUCAAGGGAAGAACAUUCUUCUCCUUAUGGAUUCUCAUUUGGAGGGAAACUUCUCAACUGAAGAGGCGACUGUGGUUUUUGAUCUUGCCUCACGAUGCUUGCAAUACGAACCAGGGGAGCGACCAAAUACCAAGGAUCUUGUUAUGGCACUUGCACCACUGCAAAAUAAACCUGAUGUUCUGUCCUAUGUGAUGCUGGGAAUUCCAAAGCAUGAAGAAGCACCUCCUACCCCACAGCACCCCCUGUCUCCAAUGGGUAAUGCGUGUUCACGGAUGGAUCUCACAGCUAUCCAUCAGAUAUUGGUAAUGACACGCUACAAGGACGAUGAACGAAGCAGCGAGGUAAUUAAACUGUACAGAAGCAAGUUAUCUUUCCAAGAGUGGACACAACAAACGAGAGAUACGUUGGAGGCCAGAAAGCGUGGAGAUGUAGCAUUUAAUGAAAGAGAUUUUAAAACUGCUGUAGAAUGCUAUUCUCAGUUCAUAGAUGCUGGAACAAUGGUAUCUCCAACUGUUUAUGCACGGCGUAGUCUUUGCCAUCUCCUAUGUGAUCAACCUGAUGCUGCUCUCCGAGAUGCAAUGCAAGCACAAUGUGUCUACCCUGACUGGUCUACAGCAUUUUACAUGCAAGCCGUUGCCCUUGCCAAGCUUGACAUGCACAAGGAUGCUGCCGACAUGUUGAAUGAGGCUGCUACCCUAGAAGAAAAAGAGCAACGGAGUGGAAGAUGAUCUCGAGAAACGACUCUGUAUUACUCUUCUGUAAUCUGAUCUGUUAUUGUGGUUGUUGUAUCAAAUAGUGGGUUUGAUGUAGAAUUGGGAAUCAGAAGUGUUUUGGCCCGAGGUGUACCAUAGUGGUGGGGUUAAGGUAUGACACGAUUAAAAGAUUGAUAUAUUCUCUCAAGUGUAGGAGUGUCGAAGUAAUAAAUAACUCGACAAGACAGGAGUCGAA